Messenger RNA from Lutra lutra (Eurasian river otter), 1464 nucleotides. RefSeq names its product BCL2 like 15 (gene BCL2L15). Gene Ontology annotation, biological process: regulation of apoptotic process. Gene Ontology annotation, cellular component: nucleus; cytosol. NCBI's taxonomy places the organism in Eukaryota, Metazoa, Chordata, Mammalia, Carnivora, Mustelidae. The coding region runs from base 204 to 695 and encodes 163 amino acids. The record is from RefSeq and is a predicted model, not a curated record. The transcript has 4 exons.
GAGCUCUUCAGAGAAGUCCCAUGUUUCUGACAGCUAGUUUUGAAAAAAAGUGGUAGGACACGCUCCAGGACUACAUGUCCCAUUAGGAGACUUUAGAAAGAACAGAGGUCGAUGCUUCUAGUUUACCAGCAGUUCUGACUUCCUGCUGAGCUGAAACCUGCUUGUUUUGUGGAAAAGCAAAAACUCGGCAGCGAACAUCUAAAAUGAAGAGGCCCCGAACUUUUGAGGAGCAAACAGAAUGCAUCUUGAACACUUUACUCACAGACUUCUUAGGCACCCCGAUGCAGGUUGCUAACCGGGACCUAUGUUGUGGAGACGAACCAGAUUCAGGAGAGCCUUGCUCUUUUGACGUGGCCAUCAUUGCUGGUCGCCUUCGGAUGUUGGGUGACCAGUUCAAUGGAGAAUUGGAAGCUUCUGCCAAAAAUGUCAUUGAAGAAACCAGUCGUGGACGGGCAGGAGCUGCACUUCAGGACACAGUCAAAAGUCUUAGUCAGGCUUGGUGUGCUCAGGAUUCCAGCUUAGCUUAUGAGAGAGCCUUUCUGGCAGUGUCAGUGAAGCUUCUUGAAUACGUGGCCCACAUCGCUCCCGAAAUGGCAAGACAGGUCGUUGUCUCCAUGACAAGCAUGAUCAAUGGGAACAAUGCCAUCCAAGAGUUUGUCCAGGGCCAGGGAGGCUGGGAGAACCUGGAGAGCUGACUAUGAAGCGGUGGCGCUGUUUUCUAGCUUCAACAUCACUGCCCCUUGAUCCAGGGAUUGAUUGCUGGCCAUUAAAACAGACAACCAGGGGCACCUGGGUGACUCAGUUGUAAAACGUCUGCCUUCAGCUCAGGUCAUGAUCCCAGGACCCUGGGAUCAAGCCCUGCAUCGAGCUCCCUGCAACCCUAUUCCCACUCCCCUUGCUUGUGCUAUCUUGCUGUGUCUCUCUCUGUCAAAUAAAAAAACUUAAAAAAUCUUUAAAGAACAAAACAGACAACCAAAUCCAAAGCUGCUUUCCUUUGGACACAACUGGACUUAGCUGAAUAAUUUCUUUUCCACCAAUUGCUAAAAUUGGGAGCAGCCCUUGGAGGUCUACAGAGAUUUUGUACUUUGUCUUUACGUGAAUUUGGAGGAGGUUCCAUUUAAGCCAAGACCUCCAGAUACAAAGUAAUGGUUUGUUAGGAGGAAAUUUCAAGGCAACAGAGCAGGCCUCUGCUGGGCAUAUUUUGGGAAAGGGAACACACGGUAAACUAUUAGUUCAGAUUGAGCCCUGUCCUUUGGUAAGGAUCUUGUCUAUUUAUUUUGCAGUCUAAAUGACUACAAGGGAGAUUUUUGUUGAAAUCUUGUUAUAAGUUGAGGAUUUUCUUUUAAAUUCCUAUCCUUAGUUUUGUGUUAAUUUCACCAAAGCAGAAUCAUUUUAUGCAUUUUUAGGUUGAAAGCAAAAAAAAAAAAGCAGUUUCUUCAUCUGCCCUUCUAAGAGAAAGGCCAA